Messenger RNA from Leguminivora glycinivorella, 795 nucleotides. RefSeq names its product histone-lysine N-methyltransferase SETMAR-like. NCBI's taxonomy places the organism in Eukaryota, Metazoa, Arthropoda, Insecta, Lepidoptera, Tortricidae. The transcript has a single exon. Gene Ontology annotation, molecular function: nucleic acid binding. The record is from RefSeq and is a predicted model, not a curated record. Bases 1 to 795 code for a protein of 264 amino acids.
AUGACUAUCAGGCAUCUAGUUGAGCUCACAGGCAUCUCGUAUGGCAGCAUUCAAAGAAUCUUAACUGAUGAAUUACAUAUGAAAAAAGUCUCCGCUCGUUGGGUGCCUAGAAUGUUAACGGCUGAACAAAAGAAAAUACGUUGUGAGAUUUCGAAGUCUAAUCUUGAAAAAUUUCAAACUGAUCCCGAAACAUUUUUGCGUCGGUUUGUAACCAUGGACGAGUCUUGGAUCCAUCAUUUCGAUCCUGAGACCAAACAGCAAUCCAUGACCUGGAAGCGAGCGUCGUCCCCUACACCGAAGAAAUUCAAGGUAGCAAGCUCCGCUGGUAAGGUCAUGGCUUCAGUGUUUUGGGAUGCUGAGGGAGUCAUAAUGAUCGAAUACCUGGAAAAGGGAACCACUAUUACGGGCUCCUACUACGCUGACCAAAUACGCAGAUUGAGAGAGGCAAUCAAAGAAAAGCGGCGGGGUAAACUUCGAGCUGGCAUCCUGUUUCACCAGGACAACGCACCGCCCCACAAGGCCGGUGUUGCGAUGGCUGCCAUCCGUGAUUCAGGGUUCGAAUUGCUGGAACACCCCCCAUAUUCGCCAGACCUAGCCCCCAGCGACUUUUAUCUCUUUCCACGGCUGAAGGAAGAUCUUAGAGGCAACAAAUUUUUGAAUGAUGGCGAGGUAAUGGCCGCUGUGGAGGCAUUUUUGGAGGGUCAAGAAAAAGAUUUUUUUUUUAAAGGAAUUCGUAGUCUGGAGAAACGAUGGUCCAAGUGUGUAGACUUGGAAGGAGAUUACGUAGAAAAAUAA